Elgaria multicarinata webbii is the source of this 684-nucleotide messenger RNA. It is a transcript of the gene SUPT4H1, whose product is annotated as SPT4 homolog, DSIF elongation factor subunit. Gene Ontology annotation, biological process: regulation of transcription elongation by RNA polymerase II; transcription elongation-coupled chromatin remodeling. Lineage: Eukaryota; Metazoa; Chordata; Lepidosauria; Squamata; Anguidae. The transcript has 5 exons. Gene Ontology annotation, molecular function: zinc ion binding; RNA polymerase II complex binding. The record is from RefSeq and is a predicted model, not a curated record. The coding region runs from base 45 to 398 and encodes 117 amino acids. Gene Ontology annotation, cellular component: DSIF complex; nucleus.
AUGUUUAUUUCUCCCCCACCGUUCGCUGCCGGUCGGUGGUCGCCAUGGCGUUGGAGACGGUGCCCAAGGACCUGCGGCACUUGCGGGCCUGCUUGCUCUGCUCGCUUGUCAAGACCAUUGACCAGUUUGAGUUCGACGGGUGCGACAACUGCGACUCCUAUCUGCAGAUGAAGGGGAACCGCGAGAUGGUCUACGACUGCACCAGCUCUUCCUUCGAUGGCAUCAUUGCAAUGAUGAGCCCAGAAGACAGCUGGGUCUCCAAGUGGCAGCGAAUCAGUAACUUCAAGCCAGGCGUAUAUGCUGUGUCCGUGACUGGCCGCCUACCCCAAGGCAUCGUGCGAGAACUGAAGAGCCGUGGAGUAGCCUACAAGUCUCGGGACACGGCUAUAAAAACCUAAGAAGAUCUCGUGCCCCGAUCCUGCACCUCGCAGGCUCCCCCUUCUGUAGAGACUGCUAUACAGAGCAGCUCUAAUGUCAUGUGAGGACGAUCUCUCUGUGGGGGUGGUGGGCUUUGAUGAGAGAUCAAGCGUGUCCCGGCUAGUAAAGGCGUCCUUCUCCUCACCCCUGACAGCUAGGGGACAGCUUUCUUCCUGAAAGGCUUCAAGUCGGAGCGCCAGCAAUGCCCAAGGAAAGCGUCCUGUGAUCUCUGUAAAUAUUUUUAAUAAAUUUGGUUCUGGGGUCAUA